CGCGACCCACCGGGAGUUUGGAAACGACACAAUCACCACCCAACACGCGUUCGACCGGGGCCAGGCUGUGCGAGUCACGGAUCGCUCCCGAGCCGCCCCGCGCGCUCGCCCUCGCGCUUGCCCCUAUGGAGGGGGACGUGAUGGACAAGCUGGAGGACAUGUCCUCGGUGUACGAGUUCGACCCGAUCACCGGGAACAUCCCCGCCACUAAAGUAGAGAUCACCGUCUCCUGCAGGAAUCUUCUAGAUAAAGACACAUUCUCCAAAUCUGACCCAUUGUGUGUGCUCUAUACCCAAGGAGUGGAGACCAAGCAGUGGAGAGAGUUUGGUAGAACAGAGGUGAUUGACAACACUCUAAACCCAGACUUUGUCAGGAAGUACAUCCUGGACUAUUUCUUUGAGGAGAAGCAGAAUCUACGCUUUGACUUGUAUGACGUAGACUCUAAAAGCCCAGACCUCUCCAAACACCCAUCUGAUGUCAACGACUUCUUGGGUCAGGUGUUCUGUACUCUGGGGGAGAUUGUGGGGUCACCUGCCAGUCGACUGGAGAAACCACUGGGCGGUAUAGCUGGGAAGAAAUGUGGCACCAUCAUUCUGUCUGUAGAGGAGCUGGGUAACUGCAGAGACAGCGCGACAAUGCAGUUCUGUGCCAACAAACUGGACAAGAAGGACUUCUUUGGCAAGUCAGAUCCAUUCAUAGUGUUCUACAGGAGUAACGAGGAUGGAACGUUUACUAUCUGCCAUAAAACUGAGGUUGUGAAGAACACGUUGAACCCAGUGUGGCAGUCAUUCACCAUUCCAGUCAGAGCGCUCUGCAAUGGGGACUUUGACAGGACGAUCAAGGUGGAGGUGUACGACUGGGACCGCGAUGGCAGCCAUGACUUCAUAGGGGAGUUCACCACUAGUUACCGGGAGCUAGCUCGAGGCCAGAGCCAGUUCAACGUCUAUGAGGUGGUGAAUAUCAAAAAGAAACUGAAGAAAAAGAAAUAUGUGAAUUCAGGAACGGUGACCCUCCUCUCCUUCUCUGUGGAAUCAGAGUGCACAUUCCUGGACUUCAUCAAGGGAGGGACCCAAAUCAAUUUCACUGUGGCCAUUGAUUUCACCGCGUCUAAUGGUAACCCAUCCCAGUCCACCUCUCUCCACUACAUGAACCCGUACCAGAUGAAUGCCUACGCCAUGGCCCUGAAGGCUGUAGGGGAGAUCAUCCAGGACUAUGACAGUGAUAAGAUGUUCCCUGCUCUGGGGUUCGGAGCCAAGCUGCCCCCUGAUGGACAGGUCUCACACGAGUUCCCUCUGAACGGUAACAUAGAGAACCCUUACUGUAAUGGUAUAGACGGCAUCCUGGAGGCCUACCACGAGAGUCUGAAGACUGUUCAGCUCUACGGACCAACCAACUUCGCCCCUGUAGUCAACCAUGUGGCCAGGUAUGCUGCAGCGGUUCAGGACGGGUCCCAGUACUUCAUCCUCCUCAUCAUUACAGAUGGAGUCAUAUCAGACAUGGCUCAGACCAAGGAGGCCAUCGUCAAUGGGGCUAAACUGCCCAUGUCCAUCAUCAUCGUUGGAGUGGGACAGGCUGAGUUUGACGCCAUGGUGGAGUUGGAUGGUGAUGACAUCAGAAUCUCUUCCAGAGGGAAGCUGGCAGAGAGAGACAUUGUCCAGUUUGUCCCAUUCAGAGACUACAUGGAUCGUACAGGGAACCAUGUCCUCAGUAUGGCCCGGCUAGCCAAGGAUGUCCUGGCUGAGAUCCCUGAUCAGUUCAUCUCUUAUAUGAAGAGUCGGGGCAUCAAACCCAACCCUGCACCCCCCUACACACCCUCUGGACACACACACCACACACAGAUCUGACCACCUCACACACACACCUUUACACUGAGUACUGAUGAGAGAGACACCAUCAAAGAUUUGCAACCCCUAGGAAUCAUAGGAGGGGAACUCUCUGUCUACUUCCUGAUUGGAACAUCGAGACAGGACGUGAUGUAAGAGGAAGCUAUUAAAGCUACAGGUGUUUGUGUCAGAACUCUCCCGAACAGGUAACUCUCUGGACUGGGGAAGACAACAGUGUUUCUGUUCAUUGUGGUUCUAUCUAUUCUGUUUGUCUCUCUGGAGGAGAAGAGAGACCACCAUGGAGAGAUUAUAUGUAGCUGUGCCAUACAAGGACUAUGGUGAUCGAUGACUUGUCUUUUUAUCAACAUACAUGGGCCUGUGACUGUUUUCUCUUGUAUUGUUAAAGAGCAGGUGUGAUCGAGGGGUCAUGUUGUGGUUGAAACUUGUGCCUGUGUGUAGAGGGGUCAUCUAACCGACCAAGUGGAACCCUUAUGUGAACACUGACAUCUCACCUUCGACCUUUGAUCUUGCAUGUGAUUGGUGUAUUGGAGCGCGUGUGUUAAGGUGGUGAUGUUUUUAGAAACCUUUCCAUCAGUUUACUAGUUUGUUUUAGCCCUCAGACAUGUCUUCAUCAUUCUAGUUUGUUUUGGCCCUCAGACAUGUCUUCAUCAUUCUAGUUUGUUUUGGCCCUCAGACAUGUCUUCAUCAUUCUAGUUUGUUUUGGGCCUCAGACAUGUCUUCAUCAUUCUAGUUUGUUUUGGCCCUCAGACAUGUCUAUAUAUUGAUUUGUAGCUUCAUCAUUCUAGUUUGUUUUGGGCCUCAGACAUGUCUUCAUCAUUCUAGUUUGUUUUGGCCCUCAGACAUGUCUUCAUCAUUCUAGUUUGUUUUGGCCCUCAGACAUGUCUAUAUAUUGAUUUGUAACUUAAUCAUUCUAGUUUGUUUUAGGCCUCAGACAUGUCUUCAUCAUUCUAGUUUGUUUUGGCCCUCAGACAUGUCUAUAUAUUGAUUUGUAACUUCAUCAUUCUAGUUUGUUUUAGGCCUCAGACAUGUCUUCAUCAUUCUAGUUUGUUUUAGGCCCUCAGACAUGUCUAUAUAUUGAUUUGUAACUUCAUCAUUCUAGUUUGUUUUAGGCCUCAGACAUGUCUUCAUCAUUCUAGUUUGUUUUGGCCCUCAGACAUGUCUUCAUCAUUCUAGUUUGUUUUGGCCCUCAGACAUGUCUUCAUCAUUCUAGUUUGUUUUGGCCCUCAGACAUGUCUUCAUCAUUCUAGUUUGUUUUGGCCCUCAGACAUGUCUUCAUCAUUCUAGUUUGUUUUGGCCCUCAGACAUGUCUUCAUCAUUCUAGUUUGUUUUGGCCCUCAGACAUGUCUAUAUAUUGAUUUGUAGCUUCAUCAUUCUAGUUUGUUUUGGCCCUCAGACAUGUCUUCAUCAUUCUAGUUUGUUUUGGCCCUCAGACGUCUUCAUCAUUCUAGUUUGUUUUGGCCCUCAGACGUCUUCAUCAUUCUAGUUUGUUUUGGCCCUCAGACGUCUUCAUCAUUCUAGUUUGUUUUGGCCCUCAGACAUGUCUUCAUCAUUCUAGUUUGUUUUAGGCCUCAGACAUGUCUUCAUCAUUCUAGUUUGUUUUAGGCCUCAGACAUGUCUUCAUCAUUCUAGUUUGUUUUAGGCCCUCAGACAUGUCUAUAUAUUGAUUUGUAGCUUCAUCAUUCUAGUUUGUUUUGGCCCUCAGACGUCUUCAUCAUUCUAGUUUGUUUUAGGCCUCAGACAUGUCUUCAUCAUUCUAGUUUGUUUUGGGCCUCAGACAUGUCUAUAUAUUGAUUUGUAACUUCAUCAUUCAAGGUGAAGAAAAGAAAAGUAUUUUACAUGUUUUGUUUCAUUGCUUCACUAAGUUUUUCGUACUCCCAUAAGUUAUUGAUUCUUCUCUUGCUUUACAUUUCAAAGCAUGUUUGUGUAGGACGAAAUUUGCCUGUAUGCCUGUAUUUAUAAUGUAUCAAAGUGGCAUGGAUAUAUAAGGAUAUAUAAUGAUUUUGUAUUUGUUUAGUUAUUUUAUCAUUUCUAGGUACCUUCCCAGUUUAGAUUUCUCUACAACACACAGUUAGUUAGAUAGUUAGCAAUACGAUUAAGCACAAGGGCGAGAUACUUCAACCACCACAGCAAUUGGUAGAACCUGUCUGUGACGUCAUCGUAACUGUAACAUACAUAGCCACACCUGUAACAUACAUCAUCAUAAGUAUUGGUUUUGAUAGUUGACCAGGUCAUAUUUGGGAUCAGUCAAAGAUAUUUAAAAUAUACAAAUUAUUACGCAAUUCAAAAGCACAAAAAAAAAUAAUAAUCUAAUACUCUUUCAACUAUUCCAUUUUUUUUCUCUCUUUUCAUCUCUCUCUUUCCAUAGAGAAUGGAUUUUUGUUUAUUGAUAUUAAACCUCUCUGGAUAAAUGUA
This is a messenger RNA of Oncorhynchus nerka (sockeye salmon), 4256 nucleotides long. Its product is annotated as copine-5-like. Gene Ontology annotation, molecular function: calcium-dependent phospholipid binding. The record is from RefSeq and is a predicted model, not a curated record. NCBI's taxonomy places the organism in Eukaryota, Metazoa, Chordata, Actinopteri, Salmoniformes, Salmonidae. Gene Ontology annotation, biological process: cellular response to calcium ion. Gene Ontology annotation, cellular component: plasma membrane.